Messenger RNA from Dovyalis caffra, 1470 nucleotides. The record is from the annotation of a GenBank genome assembly. NCBI's taxonomy places the organism in Eukaryota, Viridiplantae, Streptophyta, Magnoliopsida, Malpighiales, Salicaceae.
AUGGUAGCCAAAACUAGGCAUUUUCACCUUCUCCUCCUCCUCAUCUCCACCUUCCUCCACCUAUCCAGCACCACAUUUGCCAUCGGUGUCAACUAUGGGACACUAGGCAACAACCUUCCACCACCCUCUCAGGUUGCCAACUUUAUCAAAACUCGAACAAUUAUUGACAGCAUUAAAAUCUUUGACACAAACCAUGACAUUCUUAAUUCUUUUGCCAAUACUGGCAUUACUGUUACAGUCACGGUUGGCAAUGGUGAUAUUCCUUCCCUUGCCGAUUUAAACAGUGCCCGCAGAUGGGUUGCUUCCAAUAUUGCGCCAUUCCAUCCACAAACAAGGAUUAAUCGGAUUGUUGUUGGUAAUGAGAUCAUGGCCACUGCUAAUAAAGCUUGGAUCUCUAAACUCGUGCCAGCCAUGCGGACCAUUCACAAGGCUCUUCUUCUUGCUGGAAUCAGAAACGUCCAGGUCACAACACCUCACUCUCUUGGCAUUCUCUCAAUCUCCGAGCCACCUAGCGCAGGCCAGUUCAGGCGUGGGUUCGACCGAGCCAUAUUUGCACCCAUGCUCCAAUUUUUGAGGGAAACCAAAUCACCCUUCAUGGUUAACCCAUACCCUUAUUUUGGCUACUCUCCGAAAAUGGCAAACUAUGCUCUUUUCAAGCGCAAUAGAGGUGUACAUGAUAAAUACACUGGCAUUACAUACACUAGCAUGUAUGAUGCAAUGUUGGAUGCUAUUUAUUCAGCAAUGAAAAAAUUGGGUUACGGGGAUGUGGGCAUUGUAGUGGGCGAGACCGGUUGGCCCUCGGUUUGUGACCCGGGUCAACCAGCUUGUAGUGUGGAGAAUGCUGCUUGGUUCAAUGGGAAUUUAGUUAGACGUGCUACUCGAGGGAAAGGCACACCUUUGAUGCCGAACCGGCGGUUUGAGACAUAUCUUUUCUCAUUGUUCAAUGAGAAUCUUAAACCCGGUCCGACCGCUGAAAGAAACUGGGGGCUGUUUAGGCCUGAUUUUAGCCCAGUUUAUGAUGCUGGCAUUUUGCGCAACGGACAGAGCGGUGGUGGUCGCCGUGGUGGGAGGCAGACACCCAGACCAAGCCCGGGGAAGCAGUGGUGUGUGCCAAAACCUGGCAUUAGUGAUCAAGCUUUGCAAGCAAACAUAAACUAUGCAUGCAGCCAGGGUGUGGAUUGCAAGCCUAUUCAACUUGGUGGUGCUUGCUUUGACCCUAACAAUAUUAGGUCUCAUGCUUCUUAUAUCAUGAACUCUUAUUAUCAAACCCACGGUCGUCAAGCUUUCAACUGUGAUUUCUCCAACACCGGCGUCCUAACUGCUACCAAUCCAAGUAAGCGAAAACGUGUUUUACCAGAUUCAUUGAGCAUAAUUAAUGGAUCAAAUGUGCUGUAUCUUUUUAGAUUUGUUAUGGCAGAUGCAGAUACAUUUGAGAUCAAUGUCGAGUGGCUCCAGUAUUUAACCAAUUAA